UAGAGUUUCACUCCAGAUUGGCCAUCAGCCACCAGCGUGCAUCCAACACUGCAAUUUAGCUCACCAUCGCAGCCAUCCUAAUUAGGGCUAAUUACACAUGAGGCAGCCAUCAAAACAAAAGCUACUGUUCCUUUAAAUCUUCACCCCUUUUCAAUUUUUGGAGCGAGGGAGGGAAAUACAGAGAAACAGGAGGCGAAAAAAGAAAAUCAGACACACACACAUACGCAAACCGACACUCCCCAUGAACACAAGCACCAACACACUGACAGACUGACCAGCGCCGUCCAGCCGCCUGAAGCAGAGCCUGCUGUGUGGAUGUGUGCAGCCCUCUGGACUUGGUGGGAGGGGGAGAAGUUUCCCCAAAGACAAGCUUGGAUCACUGAGAGAGAUGAUGCCUUCCUCCUCUAACCCAGUCUCACCAGCUGCUCAGUGGAUUUGCUGAUUCCCGAAAUUAUUUGUGCAAGUUAUUCAGCGGGAGUGGGGAGAGAUUUUGAGCCAGAGGAUGCUCCCACAGGUCAUUCGGAUUUUGUAUGUCUUGUCUUUCUGCUUUUUCCAAGGAGGCUUUAUCAGACUGAGCUCCUGUAAGGAGGAGAUAAAGCCCCCCAGCAGGGCAGGACCACAGCUGUCACCUUCCGACUUCCUGGACAAGCUCAUGGGGAAAACGUCAGGAUAUGAUGCCCGCAUCAGACCCAACUUCAAAGGCCCACCUGUGAAUGUCACCUGUAAUAUUUUCAUCAACAGCUUUGGGUCGAUCACAGAAACUACCAUGGACUACAGGCUCAAUGUAUUUCUACGGCAAAAAUGGAAUGACCCUCGUCUGGCAUAUAGCGAAUACCCAGACGACUCCCUUGAUCUGGAUCCAUCCAUGUUGGACUCUAUCUGGAAACCUGAUUUAUUCUUUGCAAACGAGAAAGGAGCCAAUUUCCACGAGGUCACCACUGAUAACAAGCUGCUGCGGAUUUUCCAAGAUGGCAGUGUUCUUUAUAGCAUCAGGCUGACUCUUACCCUGUCCUGCCCUAUGGACUUGAAGAAUUUCCCAAUGGACAUUCAGACCUGUACCAUGCAGCUUGAAAGCUUUGGUUACACCAUGAAUGACUUGAUCUUUGAGUGGCUGUCUGAGAACCCUGUUCAGGUGGCUGAUGAUCUUACUCUCCCCCAGUUUGUGCUAAAAGAAGAGAAGGAUUUGGGCUACUGCACCAAAUACUACAACACAGGUAAAUUCACCUGCAUUGAGGUGAAGUUCCACCUGGAGCGUCAGAUGGGUUACUACUUGAUCCAGAUGUACAUCCCCUCCCUCCUCAUUGUAAUCCUCUCCUGGGUGUCUUUCUGGAUAAACAUGGACGCUGCACCAGCCAGAGUUGGUCUGGGCAUCACCACUGUACUGACAAUGACCACUCAGAGCUCUGGUUCAAGAGCCUCCCUGCCCAAGGUGUCCUAUGUGAAGGCCAUUGACAUCUGGAUGGCAGUGUGCCUUCUAUUUGUGUUCGCCGCCCUGCUGGAGUACGCAGCAGUUAAUUUUGUCUCGAGGCAACACAAGGAGUUCAUCAGGCUGAGGAAAAAGCAGCGGCAGCAGAGAAUAGAGGAAGAACUGGUGAGGGAGAGCCGCGGUUUUUACUUCCGGGGUUACGGACUGGGUCACUGCCUGCAGACCAAGGACGGCGCCGCUGUGGAGGGGGCCACCGUCUUCACACCCCCACCGCCGCCCGUCACCAUGUACGACGGAGAAGUACUCCACAAGCGUUUCGUGGACCGAGCCAAACGCAUCGACACCAUCUCCAGAGCCGUCUUCCCCCUGAGCUUCCUCAUAUUCAACAUCUUCUACUGGGUCACCUAUAAAGUGCUGCGACACGAGGACAUCCAUGCAAAUUUGUAAAACGCUCUUUGCCGAUACCAGAUGUUACAUUUUACUUUGUUUUUUUUUCCUUCUCUCAGAACCAAAACUGCCUGUCAGAUCUACAUUACAGUGAGGAAACGUGUCAAGGGGCAUAUAGUAUGUGCCUCUCAGAACCACUGCUAAAAAAUUUUAAAAAACACUCUGUGCUCAGGUGCGUCUUCAGGAUCUCAGAUAAGGAGUGAUUAAGAGGAAAGACUGGGUUAAGCUGCGCAGAUUCAGACUGGUGUUGUUUGUUAUUACCCUCUCCUAUCUGUCUUGGUUGGACUCGUCUGGAUUACAACAAAGACAAAACACUGCUGGUACUCGUGCGUUCGUGACCUUUGGUUCAGAUGAUGGAGCUCAGAGAAGAUGAUCCUGGCUGAAUGAGACAUACUGACUUGAAUUUUGACACUACGCAGCUUUGAAUGAAUGUUUUUGACAACUAAAAAAAAAUAGUAAUAAUGUUUUUUUUACAACUUUAGACUAUUCAAAUGGGUGCAUAUGGCUGUGGGGGAGGGGGGAGGAGUGGGUCUUUGAUAUUUAUGAAUAUUCAAUAAGUGAUGACGACUCAAUUUAGCUAUGUGUAACAAGAGAUUAUAUAUCUAAAAACAGUGUAUAAAAGUGUACAUAAACAAAGCUGUUCAUUAAACUGCACAAAGCACAAAUAUGUAUUUCCUUUUGUCUAAAUUUAAAUAAAUUGAUAUUCUGCCAGGAAACAAGAAAUGAUUUUGCUUCUCUUUAACCUGAAUAUUCAGCUGAUUACUUUUAAAAUAGAUGCGCUCAAAGAUGCUUGUGCGAAGUGCAUUAGAAAUGUGGUCACUGGAUAACUGCAUGGCACACAAUUACUUUCCCAUUUCAGUUCUUUAAUAGCCCCCAUCAGCUCAAAAAUCCCAAGAGGAAAGAAACCUUAAAGCACGAGAGGAAAUCAAAUUCUGCAAUAAUACACAUUGUAAAUGUUGCAGAUGUAAAAUAAGUAACCAGUUCACAUCCGCACUUUUGGCUCUUUAUAAAGCCAUUUUAUCGCGGCCGCAGUUCUUCCCUGUUAAAAUACACACUUGCAUAAUAAAUCUAAGAGGAACUUACUGGGAAAAAAAUUGCAUAAGAGCUGCCGUUUCUUUCCCAGUCUCAGGAGUGGCUUUGAAGGUGUGGAAAUGCAGGGAUGCGGUGGAGGGGGAGCAUCGCCAGUGAUGGAGGACGAAUGGGUUUUUUAAUGGGAAAUCAGAGGGUUGUUUUAUCAACUAAUGAGUUUGAAAAGGGCUUGGUGUUCCACUGCUAAUGACAAUGAAUUCAGAGAGGCAGCUGGAGCCUACUGUCCCUUUGUCGGCAAUCCUAAUCAACUCCUCUGUAUUGUAUGGCUCCCCUGGUAAUGAAAAAGAGUGUGUGGGAAUCUGUAAGUGUAUAUAUGUGUGUGAUUUCAUGCUAUUCUUUGUUUCUGCUCUGUUAUCUCGCUGUUCUUAUACUGAUCCAGAUUUUUAAACUUUAUCCUGCUUUA
Molecule: messenger RNA, 3365 nt
Organism: Acanthochromis polyacanthus (spiny chromis)
Lineage: Eukaryota; Metazoa; Chordata; Actinopteri; Pomacentridae
Gene: glra4a
Product: glycine receptor, alpha 4a
Exons: 9
Coding region: 503-1873 (456 amino acids)
Biological process (GO): signal transduction; chemical synaptic transmission; nervous system process
Cellular component (GO): neuron projection; synapse; plasma membrane
Molecular function (GO): chloride channel activity; glycine binding; transmembrane signaling receptor activity
Source: RefSeq, a predicted model, not a curated record